AUGGGUCGCCAGAUCAGGCCUGCGCGGAUCUACCAGACCGUGAGCCAGGAGCUCAACUCCAAAAUCCUCCCCCAGUAUCCCGUCUAUGAACCACCAUGGUUCCAGGUCAUGAGGGAUAUCCCCCCUUCCGAAAUUAUUACGAGGCCGACGAUCGUCAAUACCCAAAACUCCAACCGCAAGCUUCGCAAGCCUCAUGGCAUUUACAAACCUCAACAGAUCGUACAUGAGGAGGACUCCCUACGGAAGACGUUCUUCAGAGACCACCCUUGGGAAUUGGCCCGUCCGAGAAUGAUUUUGGAGACAGAUGGAAAGGACUACCAGAAAUACGACUGGUCCAAGGGCGUCCGCCAAUACAGAACGCCUUUGACUGGUGAAUGCGUCGUCCAGCGACAGCUUUGGCUCAUGCAAAACAAAAAGCACCCGAGAGCACAGGCAUACGACAUUGCGAGAAAGGAGUUCUACGCGGCGCGCCAGGAGGAGGAGAUUGAGAAGCGCGUCGCCAGGGAGGAGGCGAGACACGUCGGAGCGUACUUUGGCAAGAACAGAUUGCAGAUCGCACAGGAUCUGGAAGACAGAGAAUUUGAGGUCUGGAAGGGCUGGGCGGGCGCCAGGGCUGUCGCAAUCGAGCAGGCGCGCACUGCCAGCUACGCCAACUUUGGUGAAGAAGCGACGGAGGAGACUGCUGCCGAGGCGGAGGCGGCAGAAACGGCGGAGGCAGCGAAGGCGGUUUGA
Colletotrichum phormii is the source of this 732-nucleotide messenger RNA. RefSeq names its product 37S ribosomal protein Rsm25. The transcript is spliced from 2 exons. NCBI's taxonomy places the organism in Eukaryota, Fungi, Ascomycota, Sordariomycetes, Glomerellales, Glomerellaceae. Gene Ontology annotation, molecular function: structural constituent of ribosome. The record is from RefSeq and is a predicted model, not a curated record. Bases 1 to 732 code for a protein of 243 amino acids. Gene Ontology annotation, cellular component: mitochondrial small ribosomal subunit.